Syzygium oleosum is the source of this 366-nucleotide messenger RNA. RefSeq lists its product as uncharacterized. The record is from RefSeq and is a predicted model, not a curated record. Lineage: Eukaryota; Viridiplantae; Streptophyta; Magnoliopsida; Myrtales; Myrtaceae. The transcript is spliced from 2 exons. Bases 1 to 366 code for a protein of 121 amino acids.
AUGCAUGAGGAGACCGAGUAUCCAGUAGAUCCACAUCAGACUUAUAUUAGGCACCUCACUACGCACAGCAACGAGGAUGCCGUGGAUUGGGAGCCCGGGGACGUGUAUGCUCUUGAUGGUGAGAUUCUGGACUCCGAAGAUCUCCCGGAGAACCCUAGUCCCGAACCCGAGCCCGUACCAGAAUCUAUAGCAACUGCGGAUCUCGAGCUCGAAGAGGAAUUUGAGGAGUCCGAACCUGAAGAAGAGCCCGAACCUGUGCCAGAGCCCAUGGAGUUCGAGCCCGAGGAGGAGUCGGGUAACAAGGAAGAGCCGAUCGAGAUCAACUCUAACACAGAGUCAGAGUCUUCAGGGUCUGAUUCAGAUUGA